Molecule: messenger RNA, 10255 nt
Organism: Colossoma macropomum (tambaqui)
Lineage: Eukaryota; Metazoa; Chordata; Actinopteri; Characiformes; Serrasalmidae
Gene: kat6a
Product: K(lysine) acetyltransferase 6A
Exons: 17
Coding region: 1191-7886 (2231 amino acids)
Biological process (GO): nucleosome assembly; regulation of DNA-templated transcription
Cellular component (GO): nucleosome; MOZ/MORF histone acetyltransferase complex
Molecular function (GO): histone acetyltransferase activity; DNA binding
Source: RefSeq, a predicted model, not a curated record
GGAGGGAGGGAAGGAGGGAGGGAGGAAUCGGGAUGUUUUCGUUUUAAAAAUAAUUCCCCCUCAUUCACGAACGUGGGCUGUUGUUUAUUUAAGGUUGUCUGCGUACAGAAUGAGAUGGUGUGUGUGCGGGAAUGCGGGGCUAAACGAGAGAAAUAAACAAGAAAUCGCGCCGCUUCUCCUCGCCUUAUGCUCGCAUUGUGUGUGUCCGCAGGCCGCGGGCUUCUCAGUGGGAGAUCGGCUAAAGCUAACGCUAAGGCUAACGCUACGGCUAAGCUAACGCACGAAAACAGACGCGUUUUCCUUCGUGUGUUUUCGGCUGCGCUGAUACAAAAUACAUUUUUAUUCAGCUGUAGUUGUUUCAUCGCCGUUUGCUGUUCGUGUCGAACCGCUGUUGUCUUUUCCCGCAGACGACAACGCUACGUUUUCAGUUUUUUCUCUUUUUUCUGUGUCUUUUUUGCCUGUUUUGUGGAUGCUAAGCUAACCAGGAGGAGCAACCCCCGAUAGCGGGAAGGUUUGUAGCAGGGUUCAGCAGCGGCUGAAGAGCGUCUUGGCAUGAGGUGAUCGCCCAUCGAGUGAAAGAUCUGUUCUGGACCACCUGUGAAAAAGUGUGGACGUAGAAGGAUAAAGAAAGAGUGGAAGACAACAAAGAGGGAAACUGCUGAAUGAAGUCCACGUUCUCUGAAUAGUUGAUUUUUAUUUUUUUCUUUACUUUUUUCUCUUCCUUUUUCCAGAACAAAGAGUUCACCUAAAAGACGUUCUGACUUUACUGGAUAACACUACAUCAUCUUUCUGUUGAUUUGGAGGCUAAGAGAAGUGGAAAGAGAGCCAGUGUGGACGUUUGCGUUCUUAGGAAUUGUGCCGGACUCCUGCCGCUAUUGGGCAUUCUCUCUUUGCUCUGGUGCUACCCAGCGUGGCGGGAGGGGGGUUGCUGGGGUAGCAGGAUUCGUGUUUGGGUUGGGGGGGUUGGUGGGGGGGAAAGCUUAUGCUAUGGUGAUCAGCCCUCUGCCUCAUUGCUUUUGCUCCGGCUUUGAGAGACUUUCCACACGGCCCAGGGACAAAGGAUAGCCUCCCAGGACGUGGAGGAGGAGGAGUAGGGUGAGGAACAGGCAGCUCCAGGGCUCAGGCCUCUGGGUGCUUCCUGAACGGUUUUCUGUGUUUGUUUGAGUGUUUGUUUGUACCCAAACGCAGCCAUGGUGAAGCUAGCUAAUCCGCUGUACACCAGCUGGAUCCUGGAGGCCAUCAGGAAGGUCAAGAAGCAAAAGCAAAGGCCUUCAGAGGAGCGGAUCUGCAAUGCUGUGUCUAUGUCGCACGGCCUGGACCGCAAAACGGUCUUGGAGCACCUCGAGCUCAGCGUCAAAGAUGGGUCCAUCCUCAAGGUCUCCAACAAGGGCCUCAAUUCCUACAAGGAUCCGGACAAUCCGGGCCGUCUGGCUCUUCCCAAGCCACGAGGCGGUGGUGGAGGUGGAAGUGGAGGUGGGGGUGGGGGUGGAGGUGGCAGUGGAGGUGGAGGUGGAGGUGGAGGAAGCAGCAGCACCUCUAGUUCUUCCAAAAAACCAGGCCUGGACUGGAACAAGCUGAUCAAACGCGCCCUGGAGGGGCUCCACGAGGCUGGAGGCUCGUCCCUGAAGAGCAUCGAGCGCUUCCUAAAGUGCCAGGCCGAUGUGGCCGGCUACCUCUCGGGCAGUGGUUCCAUGGGGCCCGGCCUGUUCCACCAGCAGCUCAGGCUGGCGCUGAAGCGAGCCGUAGCCCACGGGCGAGUGGCCAAGCAGGGGCCGCUCUUCAGGCUGGUCAGCCGUAGCUCCCAGAGCGAUGGCACCGGCUGCGUCUCGCUAGACUCGCUGCCCCCUGUCCGCCUGCUGCCACACGAGAAGGAUCGGCCCGUGGCCGAGCCCAUCCCCAUCUGUAGUUUCUGUCUGGGGACCAAGGAGCAGAACCGGGACAAAAAGCCCGAGGAGCUCAUCUCCUGCGCUGACUGUGGCAACAGCGGCCACCCGUCCUGUCUGAAGUUUUCCCCGGAGCUGACGGCGCGGGUCAAGGCUCUGUGGUGGCAGUGCAUCGAAUGCAAAACCUGCAGCAGCUGCCAGGACCAGGGCAAAAAUGCGGAAAACAUGUUGUUCUGUGACUCCUGUGAUCGAGGUUUUCACAUGGAGUGCUGUGACCCACCACUGACGCGAAUGCCAAAAGGUAUGUGGAUCUGUCAGAUCUGCAGACCAAGGAAAAAGGGAAGAAAGCUCUUGCAUGAAAAAGCAGCACAAAUCAAACGGCGGUACAAUGCGCCGCUGGGACGACCGAAGGGCAGACCAGGUCGCCCUUUUAAGAAGCUACGUGGAGGUGGACGUGGCCGGCGGAGGAGAGGUGCCGGGGACCAUCGUUCCCAAGGCUCUUCUUCCCCGCACUCUUCCUCCAGUUCAUCAUGUGAGGGUUACCCCGGCGACGACCGCCUGCUUUUCUCGCACCAAGACGACGACUCCGCGCAGGGCAGCCUGCGCUUCAACAAGAAGACGAAGGGUUUGAUCGACGCCCUCACCAAAUUCUUCACGCCUUCGCCAGACGGCCGAAAAGCCCGUGCCGAAGUGGUCGACUACUCACAGCAAUACCGCAUCCGCAAGAAGAAGAGAGAUUUGGACGGCAGGACAGGAGACAAUCAGGAAUGUGGCGACGACUGGCGAGAGGACGAGGAGAAGCUGCCGGGACACGAGAACCUGACAGAAAAGGACGUGGAGCUUUUCAGACACAUCCAAGAACUGGCACUACAGAAAGUUGGCGUGACUGGGCCUCCGGACCCCCAGAUGCGAUGUCCCUCCGUCAUAGAGUUUGGAAAGUAUGAGAUUCAGACGUGGUAUUCAUCGCCAUACCCACAGGAGUACAGCAGACUUCCUAAACUCUAUCUCUGUGAGUUUUGCCUGCGUUACAUGAAAAGCCGCAGUAUUCUGUACCAGCACAUGCGCAAGUGCACCUGGUUUCACCCGCCUGCCAACGAGAUCUACAGGAAGGACGACGUCUCUGUGUUUGAGGUGGACGGUAAUGUCAGCACAAUAUACUGUCAGAACCUCUGUCUGCUGGCCAAGCUCUUCCUGGACCAUAAGACGCUUUACUACGAUGUGGAGCCCUUCCUGUUUUACGUGCUCACGCAGAACGACUCCAAAGGUUGUCACCUUGUUGGCUACUUCUCGAAGGAGAAGCAUUGCCAGCAGAAGUACAACGUGUCCUGCAUCAUGAUUCUUCCACAGUAUCAGCGCAAGGGCUACGGACGGUUCCUCAUCGACUUCAGUUACUUGUUGUCCAAGCGAGAGGGUCAGCCGGGUUCUCCGGAGAAGCCUCUGUCUGACCUCGGCCGGCUGUCCUACAUGGCUUACUGGCGCAGUGUGGUGCUGGAGUGUCUGCAUGAAGUGCGAGACAAGAAGCUCACCAUCCGCCGACUCAGCAAGAUCACUGGCAUUUGCCCUCAAGACAUCACAGCCACCCUGCAGAACCUCAACAUGCUGGAGUACAGAGGGGGCCGGCUGGUGCUGGUUCGCAGAGAGAAGCUAGUGGCGACUCACAUGGCGCGGCUCCAGGCACGGCCACGGCUGCUGGAGGUCGACCCGGACUGCUUACGCUGGACGCCUGUCAUUGUCACCAACACGGUAGUGUCCGAGGGGGAAGGGGACGAAGACGACGAUGACGAGGAGGAAGAGGACAGAGAGCAGGAAAGCAGCAAAGAGGCAAAGUCCAGUCUCAAAAGUCCUCCACUGUCCUGGAAUGUAAGAGCAGAGAGGGAGGAAGAUGAAGACAAAAAAUGCUUCCCGUCAUUCCCAAAAGGCCAAAGCUCUCCAGCCUCAUCCCCCAUACACAACAGCCUCCCGAGCCCUGAGCGCUCGCCUGUUCAGGCAAACGGGGAGCGCAGGGGGCGCGGCCGCCCUCCCAAAAACUGGCUGUGGGGAAAAGUCAAAGACCGGACUCGGCAGGGUCCGGGGCGGCCACGGAAAAUGAGGCCUGACGAAGAUGAGGAUGAAGAAUACAGAUCUCCGGGGAACAAGUUGGCCGCAUCCUCCAUCUCUCCACCCACCCUGUUCACCUCAGACAACGAGCCAAACUCUGCAUCAGAACAGCCUACGGAAAUCCCCCGGCACCCUGCAAUUCCACCCCAGCGCAGCAGAGGGCGGCCCCCACGGAAAAAGCGAGGCCCCAAACGCAGGCUGAGUGAUGAGGGGGAGGAGGGUACGCCCUCAUUGACAGCGACUGCAAGGCUGAGCGAGACUCUACCUGCCCGAGAGUCUUGUUCUAGCGAGAGCAGUGAGGAGGAGGAGGAAGAAGAGGAGGAGGAGGAUUUCGAUGAAGAGAUGGGCACUCGCUCCCCUCCUGUACUGACCAAGCCAACAUUAGGGCUCAAAUGCAAGAAACAGGUGAGGAAGCGACGCAUACGGCAGCGCAAUCAUCCCCACAGCAGCGUUGUGACUGAAACGAUCUCGGAGACUACAGAGGUUCUGGACGAGCCCUUUGUGGACUCGGACACUGAGAGGCCCAUGCCUCGGCUAGAGGAGGAGACUCCAUUUGGAAACGCCCUCCGCUGUUACCCACCUGCCCGCAAACACUUAGAUCCAGCCCCGAAAAGGGUCCGCCCAGCCAAUCUCUCAGAGUCUGAGGAAGAUGAUCCCACUCCUGUGCUGAAGCCAGUUGCUGGCCUGAGGAGGCCAGAGCAGACAGAGGAAGGAGAGGUAGUGGAAGCCCCUGUCAUCACACCAGAAGCCCCGGUGAAGAAGAAAAAAGGCUGGCCUAAGGGCAAGAGCCGCAAGCCCCCGCACUGGACGAAGCGUCCUGGGAAAAAACCCGGUAGUGAAGUCGACCAGGUUGCUGACACCAGCCUGACAGCUCAGUCCUCUGAGGAUCCACCACCUCAAAAGAUCAAGGGGAAACCUGGCAGGAAGCCUCGAAGCUAUUACCUGCAGCGGGCCCAGGAGGAGGCUGCCAGGCAGGAGCUGGAGCGAAGCCGACUGGCUCAGCUACAGUUGGAAAAGCCUCCGCUGGAGGACCGGGCUUGCAAGAGGAGAUCCUCCGAUAUCGACUGCGAGAAGCGCAAAGACUCGGACGAGGAAGACGAUUUCCUCCAAAAGACGACAGAACCGCCCAAACCUAGGAGGCGAGGAAGGCCACCAAAAAACUUGAACCUCCAGCCUCCGGCCCCCAAACCACCCCCGCCGUCCGAGCCGGAUGAAGAAGAUGAGGUGGAAGAUCAAGAUCAAGCAUGGACUGAGGAAAAGCCCAGCCGUCCACCUUCUCGCACCUUGUCCCAGUCUUCUAGCUCCAGAGUCCCUCAGAGCAGAGACGAGGACAUGGCUGACCCAGAGGAGGAUGAGGAGAGGGAGGAGGAGGAUCACAGCGACCCAGGCAGCAGGAGAACGGCAGCAGCACCCGGCAGCCGGAGGAGUGAUGAUCAUGAUGCAGAUGACGAAGGCGAUGGCCGGCUAGAGGAGAAAAGUGACUGCAGCAAGCGGAGGAAGAGCCAGGAGUCUGAGGAGGAGGAUGAAGAAUUGGAGGACGAGGAAGAGGAGGAACCGUCAUCCCCUGCUCGGUCACCGCCCGUGAAAGAGGAACCGCAGACCACUGGAGAAGGUUUUUUAGACAUGCAGACGAGCACGACACAGGAGUAUGUCAGUAAGCAGGAAGAAGAAGAUGAGGAGGAGGAAGAGGAGGAAGAAGCAGAUGAGGUGCAGGAGGUGAAAACCCGGUCAGUCGAUUCGCAAGAUGAACGGCGGCGGCGGGAACAGGAGGAAUCCGCUGCCGCUGCUGCUGCCGUGGAAACGGUAACGUCCAUCGCGGUCCCUUCUGAACCACCGGACCUUCAGGCACUAGAAGAUAAAUCCGUCCUGAUGAUGGAGACGGAACAUCAGCACGCCAGUACUGAGUUCAAGGAUGAGCUCAGUAGCCACCAUCAGCAUGACCACCACAGCAGUGAGCUGGACCUGGAGACCGUCCAGGCCGUCCAGUCACUCACGCAAGGAGAGGCCCAGGAUGAAGAAGCUGAGCAGCACGGUGCGUACCAGGACUGUGAAGAGACCCUGGCUGCCUGCCGUACCUUGCAGAACUACAGCCACGGGGAGGGAGAAGAAGAAGCUCUUGCAAUGGUGGAGGACUGUAGUGCUUCUCAGCAUAAUAGCCCCAUGCCUAACCCGCCCAUGCCCCCUUUAGCCAGUCAGUCUGUACGGUCAGUAAACAGCCCCGGGAUGACACCUGGACCUAUGGAGACAGGCACAGGGGUGCCUGGAGCUGCAGGGACAGGAGGAGGAACUGGAGGAGGAUACACCCAGAUAACUCCGGAGCACCCUAGUUCACUUUCAGCGCCGUCUUUGCAGAACAUGGAGACCUCACCCAUGAUGGAUGUCCCUUCUGUUUCGGAUCACUCACAGCAGGUAGUGGACAGUGGUUUCAGCGACUUGGGCAGUAUCGAGAGCACCACAGAGAACUAUGACAACCCCAGCAGCUACGACUCCACCAUGGGCAGUGGAGGUAGUGGAGGCAGUGGAGGUGGCAUGUCCGUGUCUGUAGCGGCUGCUUCCUCGUCUGCUUCCUCUUCAUCCUCCACCCCAUCCUCCUCCUCCUCUCAAGGCAACAGCUGUUCCUUCGUUUCCACCCCAGGUCUGUCGUCUUCCAGUGCUGCCGUGAAUCCCCAGUUAGGUAUGGGCAGUUGCAGUUUGAUUCAGCAGGCUGCUCCCGGCCCAAACAGUGGCAAUUCUGGCUCCAAUGCUGGUGCCGCUGUUCCACAGCCUCCACCCCCACCUCCUCCACCCACUGCAAACACCCCAAGCUGUGGCAUUAAGUCUCCCCAGAGCUGCGUGAUCGAAAGGCCUCCGAGUGCCAGCCAGCAACAACAACAGCAGCAGCAGCAGCAACAACAAAAGAAGGUUCCCCAGCAGCAGCAACAGCAGCAGCAACAGCCAAACCAACCUCAGACCCAAGCUCCACCUUCAGCACCCCCUCCCCCACCGCCCCAGCAGCAGCCUUUAUCCCAGUGCAGCAUGGGAAACGGCUUUGCCUCCACACCAAUGAUAAUGGAGAUCCCUGAAAGCGCAGGGAGCAGCGGAAGUGGACGAAGUCUCUACGACCGCAUGGGCCAGGACUUUGGUGCUGGAGGCUACGCCCAGCCAUCGGCCACCUUCAGCCUGGCCAAGCUCCAGCAGCUCACAAACACAAUCAUGGACCCCCACGCCAUGCCUUAUUCUCAUUCAGCUGCUGUCACGUCUUACGCCACCAGCGUCUCUCUGUCCAGCCCGGGUUUGGCUCAGCUCGCUUCUUCUCCUCACCCUCCGCUUCCGCAGGCCCAGGCUACCAUGACCCCGCCCCCCAACCUAAGCUCUGGUUCCAUGAACCUUGGCUCUCCUCUAAUUCAGUGCAACAUGCCGGGGGCAAAUAUUGGCCUUCCUCCGCCGCCCCACACCCAGCGUCUCCAGGGUCAAAUGGCCACGGUAAAGGGCCACAUCUCCAUCCGCUCCAAAGCCUCCCAAAUCCCUGCCGGCUCCCCACACCAGCAGCAGCUUUAUGGCCGUAGCUCCGGCCCGGUGGCCAUGCAGGGCUCCCCUAGGACUCUAGCUGUCCAGCGUGGCAUGAUGACCAAUCUCAUGCCCACUCCAGCUGCCUACAACUCCAUGAACAUGAACCCCCUGAAUGCGGCCAUGUCGGCCGGCUACCGAAUGCCCCAGCCCAUGAUGAACAGCGGUUACCACGGCAAUCCGCCGUACAUGAACCAACCGGCCCAGUACCCCAUGCAGAUGCAAAUGGGCAUGAUGGGAGGCCAGGCGUACCCCCAGCAGCCUAUGCAGCCCAAUCACCACGGCAACAUGAUGUACGCAGGGCCUUCGCACCACAGUUACGCCGGAGUCCCCAAACAGUCGCCUUACAUGAGCAGAUGAGCAAGUUAGCAUAGAAAAUGUGCAGAGAAAGAGAGGAGAGUGUUGUGAAAAAGAAAAGACAUUAAUCCCCCCUGCAGAAUUGGACUCGCAUACUCUCUGUAUUGUUUUCAGAGCGCACCCGUCUUCCCAAGACCUUGGCAAUGGGAGCUGGCCUGAAGCGGGUUUGACGUGUGGGCGUGGCGGGACAGGAAGGUGCAGCAGCUGCGGAGGUUUCAAUGUUUUAACUUCUCUUGUAUGUUGUGGUCAUUAAAUUCUGUCCCGAGGGUUUCGGCUCCCUCAGAGCCGUGCCCAGCAGCUGUCGCUGAGCCGACAAAGCCGGGGGAAGCGGUGUGAACGGACAAGUAUCGCGACGUACCAACGGGGCGGCACACUCUCCCCUCCAAACAGCAUCCACUUGCGGAGCGGAGGAAGCAACAAAGCAGCUGCAAGGAGGAAGAGGACCUUAAUUUUUCCAAACGGGGAAAAUUUACAUUUGAUGUUGUUGGCGAACAUGCACCGAACCAUGCACACGGUCUUUGGAAUUGAUAUAGGAAGCCUUACCUGAAAAAAAAAUUGACAAAACAGUUGUAGAUGGACUUUGCUCUUUUAUUAUUAUUAUUAUUAUAAUUAUUAUUAUUAUUAUUACCACCUUUGUUUAUUUUUUAAAUACGUUCUCGUUUUUCGGAUGACAGUUGAACUGCUUUGUGUUUCAGUCUAGCCUCAUGCUUAGUUUAAAUAUAUAUAAAUAUAUAUGUGUGGCUAUACUUUGAGGGGGGGAAUCCACACAUUUUUUUGCUCUUAUAAACAUUCUCAAACAUAAAACACACACGCACACAUUUCUAAAGCCACUUCAGAGUCAAGGUGGAGGCACUUCUGUAUGUGUGUGAUGUAGAGCUGUCACGGAGACACCAUGAAAAGUAUCCAGUAAUCCGUGUCUUCCCAGUUUGCAGUAUAGGACCGCAUGUAUUCUGAUUCGGUAAAGGCCGGCAGAGGAAAACGGUGGCUCUGUAUGUAUUCGUAUGUCCAUAAGUAGCGAGAGAAAGUACCGAACUCGGACGGGCGGACUGGGCCAAACAAGUGCGCCUGUGAAACUCUUAGAUGUAAAUAUUCUGGUACUUCCUGAUUCACAGCACAGACUCCCGAAAUGUAACAUGAGCACCCUUCGUCAUAGACACUCCACUAGAGGGCAGUCAAAUCAAGGGAGAAUUACACGGUGGAAAUUUUGUUUUUUGCCUUUUUUUUCCCUUUUCUAACAACCAUGCUAGAGUGACCGCUACGUCUGCGUCCCAUAUGCGCCGAUAACGCCGUACGUUUAACCCACUGCAGUGAACAAUGGCUUAUACUGUCGCAACACAAAUCGCGGACUGCUUUGUUAGCGUUUCGUAACGAAGGAGACGUGGACAGUCCGCGGCGGCGCACACCGAGACUCGCGCCGACAUCUCAGUUAACGUGCAUGUCGUACAGGGACGGUUACCAGUAUAGGACAAGGGGCAGAGAAUCUCCUGUGUAUUCAAUGUCCAGUAUUCUAUGUCAAUAUGAGGAUUCUUUCUUAAGACCUGACGUUUUCAUAUUUGUUAUUUGUGUGGUUGUUUUUGUUUUGUUUUGUUUUUUUGUUUGUUUAUUUCUUUUAAUUUUCUGAAUUUUAUCAGACUGGGCAGCUUUCUUUUAUGACACAAGCUGACUCUUUUUGACUUUAGCAAACUUAUUGUAGAGAAAAUGUUUUUUCUAUAAUAUAAAACAAAAAAUUCUGACAUGGAUAUUGGUACUGUCAUUUUUUUCACUUCUGUUUCAGGAAAAAAAAAAAACAAUACAUAUUUUUUAGCUCAACUCUUGGGGUAAUAUUAUUAAGAAAUUCAAAACUAAAAAAAUAACAGCUCACUUCUAGUGAAUAAGAUGCCUUUAACCUUUCCAUUCCAUCUCAUCUCUAGAGUUUUCUAUCUUUGUGUAGUAUAUUAAUGCUAUUUUAAAACAAAAAGGAAACGACAAAUAUCUAAAGGUCAUUUCGCCGUUUAUUUUUUUGUUUCCCCCUUAAUUUUUUUGUUUAUUUUUUUCUCGUGUGUGUAUAGGACGACUUCCGUACAUCUAAGAGGCAUGUAAAAAUGAGCUCAGUAUGUUUCUGUCUGUUUAUAUUGCUUCCCUUUUUGUAUCCUUUGUAAUUGUACAUGGUGAGUUGUAAGCUAAGAGAGAGUGCGGUAGAUGGAGAGAAAGCGGAGCAGUGGCAGGACGCUGCUUAACGGUCAGUGGCGCCUGCCUUCCUCUCUCUCCUCUCUAUUUCGUCCCUGUAUGUAUUUCCAUUUAUUUGUUCCUUUUCUUUAUUUCUUAGCAAGUACUUUCAAAGAACUCUGUACAUUUUAACAUGAAACAAAAAUAAAUUAUGUUGAGCCAUUUCA